Molecule: messenger RNA, 840 nt
Organism: Populus euphratica (Euphrates poplar)
Lineage: Eukaryota; Viridiplantae; Streptophyta; Magnoliopsida; Malpighiales; Salicaceae
Exons: 1
Source: RefSeq, a predicted model, not a curated record
AUGGGGUUGCAAAAGAAGGCAAAAAAGCUCUUGGGCUGCGCCAUCUUCAUAGAACCCUUCCAUAUCUUGAUCAUUACCCUCCUCAGUCUCUUGCUGCCCCUCUCAUUUCUCCUCCUGACCAGGCUCUCUAGUUACAACUAUCUGCUGACCAUCACGUCUGAUCCUGUACAACAACAACCAUCUUCUUUCAUCACAUCUUUAUUCCUGUCAAUCAAUACAGCAGUUCUGUACUUUCUUGUUUCAGUUGUUAGCAUAGCCACUCUUAUUCAUGGCUUGACAGGAAAAAUCACCCUUCUAAGUGAGUCAACAGGCGCAACUUCCCGACCCGGAUUGUACACUGCAUGGAUUAUGUUAUGUACGCUACAGAUUUGUGUUGGCUUGGGCGUUCAACGGAGCGUAUCUGCUGGGAUGUUCGAUGGUUCUGGUUUUGAUAUUCAAAGAAGUUUCUUGAGUAGAGUUAUAUUUUUCUUGGGGUUGCAUGAUACCAUGAUCCAUUGGUCCAGGACUGUUGUUAAGCCAGUGGUUGAUGACACCAUUUUUGGUGCGGCUAGAGACGAGAAGUGGGAACAAAGGCUGACUGUAGCUUUGAGCUGUGGUACUUUGUGGUGGUGGAGGUUAAGGAAUGAAGUUGAGUCUCUGGUUUUUGUGGCAGAGGCAAAGAUAGAGCUGCUGAUGGAUUUAGCAGUGGCUGACAUGGUUGGUUGGUGGCUGUAUUACCUGACGGUAACAAUUGGAAUGGUAAGACUUGUGAAGGGUCUUAUCUGGGUUGGGGUGAUCUUGCUUUGUAAGAGAGUAAGAAGGAAUUCUGCUGAAACUUCUGAGCUGGAUGAAUUAGACAAG